Messenger RNA from Drosophila biarmipes, 710 nucleotides. RefSeq lists its product as uncharacterized. The transcript has 4 exons. Bases 15 to 710 code for a protein of 231 amino acids. Lineage: Eukaryota; Metazoa; Arthropoda; Insecta; Diptera; Drosophilidae. The record is from RefSeq and is a predicted model, not a curated record.
UAUAUCAAGGCAACAUGGAUGUCCGGUCGAAAAAGAAGUCUUAUUUGAGAUAUCAUUUAAAUCGACGAAUAAUCGACUAUAAAAAGAAAAGGCUGGCUCUUAAAGAAAAAAAGAAUGAGCUGCAAUUUGAGAAAGCGCUUUUGAAAAUAGAUGAAAGAAAAGAACAGAGGAAGGAAAGAAGAUUGUCGUCCAGUUCAUCGUCCACCCUCAGCUCGUCGUCAGAAUCCAGCUUUAUCUCCAACAUCACUUCAACAUCUCCUAAUGAUGUUACGGAUCAAAAUAAAGAGGUUUUUACUAACGAACCCUGUUUACGAUCCUCCACACCAUACUGCACAAACUUCAAAACCCCAAGCUCCACUACAACUUCUCCGGCUCCCGCACAGGCCAGCAAGUACGAUAACAGUUUGCUACCAUUAAUGGAGUUGGCGGUACAAAUUAAGAACAAUGAAUGGAAGCUACCUCCCUUGGUUCAAAAUCAAUGGCAACUUGUAGAUUUAAAGCCACCGAUAUGUUUGGCUGAAAAGCAUGCUUUCGAGGAAGUUAUGCUAAAUGGCUAUGUUGUCGUGGCUGAGGAGUCGGUCAAUAUGGAGGAUGUCUCCCCCGGAUUUGGGGAAGAGAAUAAAUGCAUCGAAUGGGGCAACGAAGAAGUAUUGGACUACGUCUUUAAGGAUGCCAGGCCCACCAGCUUACCAAGGCGAAGUACCUUGUGA